AUGCAAAUGGAUGCCAACGCUUUGGGGCAUUGCGCUCCAGAUUGCUCUUCGUGGGGCAUACCCUCGAGGGGAACAAGCCUUCGCAACUUCAUAAACGUGGCGGGAAAUAUGUUCCUGCCAUGGAUACAGGGUGCAAACAUGCAAGUCUCAAGGUUGGUCCUAGUGCUCCUCUUGAUGAUGAGCAGAAAUCUUUGCUGGGUAUUGGAGCAGCCACGAAAUUCUCUACUAUUUCGUCACAGGCGUUUCUCGUGGUUCACAAACCAUGUGGCCUAUGUAUUCCAGUGCGCCUUUUGGAUGAUGAAACAUGGCUCUCCGACCCCGAAGCCUUCAGUGUGUUACAGCAACAUGAGAGAAAUCCAGCGGCUUCAUUUGGGAGCCCUCCGCAAAGCUGAACGGGAGAGAAGGACACGUGGAUCCACCACCCGUCACUAG
Messenger RNA from Durusdinium trenchii, 432 nucleotides. The record is from the annotation of a GenBank genome assembly. NCBI's taxonomy places the organism in Eukaryota, Dinophyceae, Suessiales, Symbiodiniaceae.